AUGAAACACCAAUGUNGUUUUUCUUAUAUAUCCCAGCUGCAAAUAAAUCAAUCGAUAAUUUUUUGCAAUUCUGUCAAUCGAGUGGAGCUGUUGGCUAAGAAAAUCACAGAACUUGGUUAUUCAUGCUUCUACAUUCAUGCAAAGAUGGUUCAAGACCAUAGAAACAGAGUGUUCCAUGAGUUCCGCAAUGGUGCUUGCAGGAAUCUCGUCUGCACCGAUCUGUUUACUCGUGGAAUAGACAUUCAAGCUGUGAAUGUAGUGAUCAACUUUGAUUUUCCUAGGACUUCCGAGUCGUAUCUACACAGGGUGGGACGAUCAGGACGGUUUGGACACCUUGGAUUGGCUGUGAAUUUGGUAACAUACGAGGAUCGCUUCAAAAUGUAUCAGACUGAGCAGGAACUUGGGACUGAAAUCAAACCAAUUCCUUCUAAUAUCGAUCAAGCAAUCUACUGUCAGUAAACUUGUAACCGUGCAUGAAACGUUUCUCCACCUGAAGAGAGACACGGGUUGAUUAAAAUGGUGUUUCUCAAAGCUCGAUGGGGAGGAGAUGAGGCAACUAGUGCUUGGCGGUUCAUGUAAAGAAAGACUCGUUACAGAGUUGGUUUGGUUUCUAAUCUCUCUCUCUAGACUUUUUAUAUUUCCUGGUUCUAUGAAACCUUUUUACGUUGCACUUAUGGCUCCUCUUUGACUUGGCUAGUAAUAAAAGAUAGAACGUAUGACGGAACUCACGUAUGACCCUCCUCUCUGUUUUGUUUUUGUGUUGGGCUUUGUUUGGAACUAUGGGCCUCAGCACAUUUAGGAUUUCUAUAUCAUGAAAGUUGCACUUUGUUUAUUUUAUUUUUGUACUUCCAUAAAAAAAUUAUUUUGAUUUUUCCAAAAGAAUUUCUUUCUUCCUCA
Messenger RNA from Camelina sativa (false flax), 897 nucleotides. Lineage: Eukaryota; Viridiplantae; Streptophyta; Magnoliopsida; Brassicales; Brassicaceae. The record is from RefSeq and is a predicted model, not a curated record.